AUGCAGACACCAAAAGCAAGAACUGGUACUUCAGAAGUGCCAAGGAAAUGUCCAGCCUCUCCUCAGACUGCUCGGAAAUUGAAGACACCGGGCUCUGAUACUGACUCAGUCUCAUCAUCUCCAAAACCAGGAAGUAAGACACCAAAAAAUAAAAGUCCAAAGGUCGCAGAACGUAAAUCACCACGGAGUCCAAUAUCCGAGAAGAAGAGACCAAGCAGGGUACAAGAAUUGGAGUCUCAACUUGUUCACCUCGAAGAAGAUCUAAAGAGAACUAAGGACCAACUCAACUCCUCUGAGUCAUGGAAGAAGAAAGCUCAGCAGGAGGCUGAAGAGGCAAAGAAGCAGGUUUCAGCCAUUUCAAAAGAGCUUGAGGAAUCCCAGCAACAACUUCUGGAACUAUCUGCUUCUGAAGAGGAACGGCUUCAAGAACUCCGCAAGAUUUCUCAGGACCGAGAUCGAGCUUGGCAAUCUGAACUAGAGGCUGUCCAGAAGCAGCACUCAAUGGAUUCAACUGCUCUGGUGUCUGCCAUGAAUGAAAUCCAGAAACUGAAAAUUCAACUUGAAAGAGUGCGUGAAUCUGAAGCUGUUCAUAUUAGCAAUGCUGAGUCAGACAAUGCUGAGAUUGAGGAUUUGAAGAUGGAGCUUGAUGAAGCACUCGCUUUAGUGGAAAAGCUGAAAAAUGAGGUAAGUGAUUGCAAAGAAUCUGAAUCCCGGGCUUUGGAAGUAGUUGGCAAAACUCAAAUGCAAUUGGAAGCAGCAAACAAGACUGUGGAAGCAUUCCAGUUAGAAGGUGUUCAAGCAUCAGAAGCUUACAAAUCCUUAGCUUUAGAGUUGGAGCAAUCAAGAGUCCAAGUGAAAUCAUUGGAGGAACUUGUCAGGAAACUUCAAGCUGAUUUGGUUGAUGGUGCUAACAAAAAUAUGUCAGGUCCAGUCAAUGAAGUAGAACAUGAACUUGCACCGAAGAAUGUAGAAAAUGAAGAGAUAUGCCAGCUCAAAGCUGAGCUUGUUUCUGCCAAAUCUGAAGCAGCACAGUUAAAAUCUGCGCUAGAUGUUUCUGAGGUACGGUACCAAGAAGAGUAUAUUCACAGCACGUUGCAGAUUAGAAGUGCUUUUGAACAACUGGAGCAUGUAAAAUCUGAAUCUUCUCAGAAACAGGCUGCAUUAAAUGUGGAAUUGAAGAAAGCUAAAGCUGAUAUGGAAGAGUUAAGGGAAAGGCUGAUGGACAAGGAAUCUCAGUUGCAAGGUUUAUCUGAGGAGAAUGAGGUGCUCAUGUCAAGGAUUAAGCAAAACCAGCCUAGUGAAACAGAGUCUGAAUCUAUGGUGGAGCUCAAAAAAUUGGAUGCUGAUAUGGCUGAGUUGAAGGAAAGAUUAUUGGACAGAGAGACAGAACUGCAAAAUGUGACUGAAGAAAACAAUGCACUGAAGAUGGAAAUAAAGAGGGUAGAAUUAGAGAAGAGUAAAAUCCCUGAAGAGGCUGUUGCUUCUGCUGAAGCAGCAAGGACUGCGGAGCGCGAGGCUUUGAUGAAACUUGGCUACAUAACCGAAGAAGCUGAUAAGAGUAACCGAAGAGUAGAACAGGUAACUGAACAGUUAGACGCCACCCAGGCUGCAAAUUCUGAGUUAGAGGCUGAAUUAAGGAGGUUGAAAGUGCAGUCAGACCAGUGGAGGAAAGCGGCUGAAGCAGCUGCUGCUAUGAUUUCAACUGGGAACAAUGGAAAGUUUGUGGAGAGAACCGGUUCACUUGACAGUAGCUACAAUUCUAUCAAUGCCAAGAUGAGUUCACCUUAUUCUGAAGACACAGAUGACGACUCACCCAAGAAGAAAAAUACCAACAUGCUGAAGAAGAUUGGAGUGUUGUGGAAGAAGAAUCAUUAA
Messenger RNA from Sphenostylis stenocarpa, 1875 nucleotides. NCBI's taxonomy places the organism in Eukaryota, Viridiplantae, Streptophyta, Magnoliopsida, Fabales, Fabaceae. The record is from the annotation of a GenBank genome assembly.